CCUUAAAACACACCAGAAGGUGCAUAAAGGAAUUAAACCUACUAGUGUUAAAGAGGUUGAGAAUCACUCCCCUGCAUCUGAGGACGCUCAACCAUCAGUGGAGAUAUCAUUUUGUCAUUUAUGUUGGACACAAUUUUCAGAAAAAAAAUUAUAUGAAGAUCACAUGAAGGUCCACGAGUCCAAAAAACCAUACGCCUGCACAGUAUGUGGCAAGAGAUUCCUGACGGACCAAAAAUUAAAAGAACAUGAAGGUGGACAUGAGGGCCCCAAGCCUUACCAGUGCUUGCAGUGUGAUAAAGGUUUCCAAACACCGAAAGGACUUGAGAACCACAUGAGAGAUCACACAGGGGAGAAACCUUUCUCAUGCAAAAUAUGUGGAAAGUGUUUCAAGCAGGCAUCUACUCUGAGAGCACACUAUGUAACACAUUCUAGAGAAAGGCCUCACCUCUGCUCCAUAUGUGGGAAAUGUUAUGCCAGAGCAGAAGAACUUAAAGUCCACUUAAGGGUUCAUACUGGAGAGAAGCCUUACCAGUGUGACGUAUGUGGCAAAAGUUUCUACUACAGACAGGGUUUUAACAAUCAUAAAAAGACCCACAAUGCCAAGCCAAUAGGACCCACCAGGCAAUUAGGCAGACCCAGGCAGCUGAACGGUCCAAAGAAGGCAAACAAGACCAACAGGAUCCGACAACGAGCUUUGACCGACUCAGAUGGAGAAGACCUGACAUGGGACCCUCCCAACCUUGGAAACAGUCCAAGCCAUCACCAUGAUAACCAAGAAAAUCAUGCUGUACAUAACAACCACGUAUCUCAGUGGAACCACUGGGACACACACCCAAACUCAUCUUACUGGAGAGAAACAGAUGACCACCAGCUCUACAAUGCUGUUGCAGGGCCUGGCAUGAGCUUUAAUGCCCAGCACAAGGGGACAACAAACGAUGGGAACCUUCAGGGGAGUUGUUUAAUAGAACAAGCCCCUUGUCCCUCUGAGACCUCCAUGGUUCCACCAACACAACCAUCAGAAUCUGGGUUGGGUGAGCCUCAUCCAAAUAACACCAUAUCACAGAACACACACUUCAGCAACAGAGAUGUUGAGAUGAGUCACCGUGAUGAACAAAGACCCACAGGGCAGGUCCAGGAUCACAGCACAUCACCUACAGGAGAGGCUUGUAGUGGAACACUGGCCGAAGAGGAAACCAACACAUAUGAGCAGCCUCAUGAAAUGAGUUCUGAGGAGCCACAUUCCCAGGGAACAGGCAAACCUAGAAAGACCUAUGAUUGUCCCACAUGUGGAAAAGGGUUUUCUCACAAUGCUGCCCUGCAACGACACCUUGUAAUACACUCAGGAAAAAGGCCUUUCAAGUGCUUGACAUGUGGGAGAGGAUUCACCCAGAGUGGAAACCUCAAAACACACAUGAAGGUUCACAGAGGAGAGAUGCCCAUCGUAGUUCAGGGACAAAGUUCCUCUAAAUCUGAAGAAACCCAGGUAAAAACCCAUGUUUGUGGAGAGUGUGGAAUGGACUUCCCUCAAAAGGAACAGCUCGAGGAACACCACAGGAUCCACAAGAAACCGUAUGCCUGUGCUGACUGCAACAAGAGGUUUAAAAACGAAUAUUAUUUUAAAUUGCAUAAGCGCAUUCAUUCUGGAGACUCCCCCUUUCUGUGUUCAGAGUGUGGAAAAAGAUUUGUCACAGCAGAUGCUCUUAAAAAACAUGAGUUAACACACACUGGAGAGAAGAACUUCCGCUGUGACCUGUGUGGGAGGGCAUUCAUGCAAUCGUCACACCUGAAUGUGCACCUCAAAACGCACACUGGAGAGCGGCACCACCUGUGCUCCAUUUGUGGUAAAAGUUACUCCAAAGCAUGUGACCUGAAAGUCCAUUUGCGCGUUCACAGUGGAGAGAAACCUUAUUCUUGUGAGAAAUGUGGGAAGUGUUUCUAUUAUUCUCAAGGCUACCGAGCACAUCUGAAGACUCACGACAAGAAGCCAAAGCGGCCAACAAAACCAUUGGGUAGACCAAAACAACAACCAGUAGUGGCAAAUGUUUAACGAAACAUUAAUUUGGGAGGUCAUGUCUUAAGAUUUGCAGCUACUUAAGUCAGGUAUAUGGUAAAACAUAAAACUCUUAUAUAUACAGUUUACCAACCUUUCUAUUUGUGAAGUAAUGAUCUUGAAGUAUUUAAGAAACACGUAUAAAAGUAUUCAUAUCUGAUAGAGUAUAGAACACUUACAGCAGAAUCAAUAUUUAAAAGAUAAAUCACAUCAGUAUAAUGAUGUGAUUUCUUUAUAUUGAUGGGUUGAUGAGUCUUCAUAUCCCAUUAUGUUUAUCCUUCUUUUUUUUUCCUUUUUCUAUACAUUUGUGGCAAAGAAUGUAGUUGAAAAUCCAUUUAUAAUUUUAUUUAUCCUGGAUGGGUUAUGUUUCAACUAAAGGUUUUUUGUAUCUUAUUUAUGAUGCAUUACAAUUUAAUCUGCUUGUCGACGAUGGAUGGAUGGCGGAUUUGAAAGAAAAUAAUAUGGAAUUUACGCUGUUGAAAUGUAAUGAUGUAAAUAUUACAUAUAACUCUUAGAGUAGUAUUCACUUCAAUUAUUAUAAAAUCUUAUUUUACCAAAAAUGUGUAUUGUAUUACACACAGCCAGAGGUUAAGUUAAGGGAUCUAACCUGUGAUACUAAUUUGCUUCUUUGCUUUGUCUUGGUUUAGUAAAGAUAUGAUUCUUGCUCUCACUUUGAUAAUAUGCUAUGCUGACAUGCAUUAAAUACAAAGCGUCAGUCAAUGUGGCUAUGUCCAUUACAUAUUGAAUUCUUUGGUUUUUCAUUGAA
Molecule: messenger RNA, 2816 nt
Organism: Lampris incognitus (smalleye Pacific opah)
Lineage: Eukaryota; Metazoa; Chordata; Actinopteri; Lampriformes; Lampridae
Product: zinc finger protein 497-like
Exons: 7
Coding region: 164-2047 (627 amino acids)
Biological process (GO): regulation of transcription by RNA polymerase II
Molecular function (GO): RNA polymerase II cis-regulatory region sequence-specific DNA binding; DNA-binding transcription factor activity
Source: RefSeq, a predicted model, not a curated record